Molecule: messenger RNA, 2052 nt
Organism: Pyricularia grisea
Lineage: Eukaryota; Fungi; Ascomycota; Sordariomycetes; Magnaporthales; Pyriculariaceae
Exons: 3
Coding region: 1-2052 (683 amino acids)
Molecular function (GO): nucleic acid binding
Source: RefSeq, a predicted model, not a curated record
AUGGCGCCGAGUAGAGCUGGACGUGGCAGAGGCCGUGGCCGUGGUGGGAGACACCCCGGGGCAGGCGGAAGAGCGCCAUACAAUGCAUCAGCCCAGGCCAUGGACUCAUUUCUUGCCGGAGCAAUGAAAGACUUUUCAAUGCGGGACGAGGCUAGAAAUACCGCCCGCGAUCAUCUGAAAUGGAAUUCUGACGAGCGGCUUCGAUAUCGCCCCGUAACUUUCAUCAGUGCUGGUCUGAUCGAGCCCCUAAAGGAGUUCCAGGUCGAUGACAAGACCGGAAAUGAGAAUGAGAAAGCAGAUGUAUCUCCGGCGGAAACCUCAUCUACGCCGUCCAAAUCUCAGGACAAGUUGAACUCUGCCCCUUCACUACAAACUGACACGCAAAUUCCUACUCCAUCCGUGCAAGACGAAGACAUAAAGCCAGCUUCGAGUCCGGUAAGGGCACAUGCAUCCAGCUCGGUCAAACCAGGUACCUUUGACAUUACCCAUGGUGAUACCCUGUUCAUGCUCGACACUGUGGGCGACAAAACUCUGCGGAAGGAGCCCAAGAAGCCCGUCAAGAUCGAGUUCAAGGAGGACGAUGACCCAGCGGCAGAUGAUACGGACUCAAGUCAUGAAGUCGUUCUGUUUAAGGGGCGAGCAGCACCUCGCAAGCCCCCAGUACCAUCUCAGAGCCGUGUUCAAGAAUCACGCAAGGACAUUGAGCUGCUUGUCAAAACACAGUCUGAGAGGCUACAUGUCUCAGCAACUGUAGAGAAAGUAACAGUUGCGCCGGCACCACUGCCCAGCGAUCAGUCGCUCACCAAUCAGAACUCGCCACACUCUCCGUCACGGAAAGCGGAUGCGUCAGAUUUCGAGGGAGAUAACGAAGACGAUGAAGACGCAGCACUGGCCGACUACAUGGAAAAUAUGGACGGGCUGGAUGACUUGAUUGCACACCACCGGAAAUUCGCAUCUCGAGACAUUGGUGGAAGCGAUGGUGAUGUGGUCAUCGGUGCCGACUCUGACAGCGACGAUUUGAGCGACUCGGAUGAUGACGAGAUUGGAGAUGGGGAAUCUCCCAUGGAUGACCCAAGGUCCGCCGAAGAAGAUAUGGCAGCCGAUAUUGACGAUGCUGAGCUUGCCAGGUUACUUGCGAAGCAAGAAGAGCUUGGGCUAUUCGGUGAAGAGUUGGUGCUGUUUGACGGUGCGGUUUCUGGACGUGACGCACCUGCCCGCCGUCCUCGCCGCAACAAGGCUCGCAGCUCAAAACAGAAAGCAUCAGCCUCUCAUCAAACCGACAGCGCCAAGACUGUUGCCGACGCAUUUGAUGAUCUUGACCUUAUGGACUGGGAUCACAUGAAUUCACUGCGCAAGAAACCCAAGGGCAAGCAUGGCGCACUCAAACUGACCAACGAGGACGCUGAACUUCAAGCGAUCAUGGACGCUACGUACGAAAAGGACCGACUCAAGAAGAAGGAGAGGAAGCGUGAACGCGAAGAGCUGCGUGCCAAGGGACUUCUCGGCAAAAACCCCAAUCCAAACGAUCCAAGGGUCAAGUUUGUGGACGGUAUCAACAUAACAGAGCUCAGAGAAGAGUUCACCAGGUUCCUCCUGACCCUGGACCAAGUACUCACCUUACCCCCUAUGGACGCAUCUGCCCGCAAGGUAGUACACGAGAUCGCCAUGAAGCUAGGGGUAAAGUCGAAAUCUACGGGCAAGGGCGAUCAGCGACGGCCAGUCCUGCACCGGACCAAGACCACUUCGCUCUACAGUAUCGAAGUCAUGGACAAGGCUUUUGCGCGGAUACAUCGGAGGCACUUUCCAAGACUGGACAAGCAGUCAAGGGGAGGGGGUGGCAAUCGGGGCGGCGGUGCUCACGCCUCGAUCAGAUACAGGGACGGCGAGGUUGUUGGAGGGUCUGCUCCAGAGCUUGGCGAGACCAACAAGGGCCGCACCAUGCUGGAGAAGAUGGGUUGGUCCAAGGGUAUGGGGCUUGGUGCGCUGGACAACAAAGGCAUCCUGGAGCCUGUUGCGCACGUCGUCAAGACUUCCAAGGCCGGCCUUGGCUAA